Molecule: messenger RNA, 645 nt
Organism: Cylindrotheca closterium
Lineage: Eukaryota; Bacillariophyta; Bacillariophyceae; Bacillariales; Bacillariaceae
Source: the annotation of a GenBank genome assembly
AUGAAUCUCCCUCAGUCCCUCAUCCCGCCCUCAGCCAAAAUGAAAGACAGACCAAAAGGCCAAAACUUUCAACUCCAAAAUCCAAGUGUAACCAUUAUGAAGUUGGUGGCCGUUGUUCUCUUCCUAUCGCUCUGCUUUCAAACGCUGCACUUGACAAUUGCUAAAGAUGAUCCCCUACUGUUAAUUGACGAUUCGAAAUCUGCAACGAGAAGCUUGCAAGAACAAGGCAACGACACAACAACAACCGAUCCGCCGAUUGAAACCAUUGCACCAGUGAAUGACACAGAAAUACCAUCGGAUACACCCAUGCAAUCAAACUCUACUGAAUCGGAACCACCAACAAGCGCCCCUAGUGCUGUAGCAACUGCCACCAUGGAACCAACUUUCAAUACUACCGAUGAUGAGCCACCAGCAUCAGAGCCAGACGAUUCAUCAUCAGGCUUGCAAACCACAGAUAUUGCGCUGAUCGUAGUUGGGUUGCUUGGCAUUGGGUGUCUAGGAUUUGGAGUGGGCGGAAGCUUUCUGUCGGGUGGCAAGGAUGCUGUGAAUGAAAACGCCAAUGGCAAUGGCAAUGCUGCUGCUCCAACUCCCAGUCUGGCACCAGCAGCUGUCCGAAGCGACGUGGUGGAAAUUGCUGAAGCAUAG